UACGAGCUGCCUCGAGCUGUCAGUGCCGCACCAGCCGCCCGCACUGCCCGCCCGGUGCCUCCCGGAGGGCGGCUGUGAGCGGCCUCGGCUGCUUGGUGCUUGGGGCAGCAUCGCAUAGGGAGGAGUUACUGAGGCCAAAUUCAAAGUCACAGUUGAGGCUUAUAGAUAUGUAAACACAUAUAUGUGAUUACACGUGUAUUUAUAAAGGGGAUUUUGAGGCCGUCAAAAUGAGAAACCAAGAAAUUUCGGCUUGCGUCAGGAAUGUUUCUUACACAAAUGUGCAGCUCUGUGCAGGCUGUGAUGCUGCAGAUGGAUCCCAGUGCUUUGGGAAGAUUAAACGUGAUCUCACCGAAGACAGAGACCCCCAGGCUGUGCCCCCAGCCACAGGCCUGAAGGCACAGACCAUGCACAGCACACUAAAUCCAACGGAGGAGCACUGUACAGAGAGAUCAGUGCUUGCCCAGCCAACAUUUAUGUUCAGAAUGAAGGACCGCCCUUUGAAGCGGCCUGCUGAAGAUCCAGUUUGCAAAGCUGAAAAUGAUUUCAUCUGUUCUUCCAAAAAACGUGCAAGAUCAUCAUCUUUUGCUUUCCAGAAGUCCAUCUCAGAGUCUAAUACAGAUACAAUGCUUGCUGAGAAAAGAGGAAGAUCAUCUUCCUUUACCAUUCUUCCUAGGUUCCCUCCCUCCCGGCCAACAAAGAACAACAUAUUCAUGACCUCAGCUCUUCUUCAACGAAACACUGACAUUGAAAGUACAAAAGAAGGAUCCUUGUCAGAAAGUCAGUUGCGGAAUGUCAUUAGACCUGCCAUUUUACAACCUCCACAAGCCCUGACCUGUUCUGAAAAUCCUGUAGUGUCUCUAGUGACUAAGAAACAAGCACAUAUUCAGUUAUCUGAAGACAACUCUUAUUCCUCAUCUGAGAAUUCAGCAAGUUCCAAAACAGCAGUGAAGUCACCUAUUACUGUGAAUAUUUCUAGCACUAAAACAGCACGAAGUCAGUUAGAAGACAGAAGUGUUCUAGGAAGUGGCAAUUCUGGUUUUGUGUUUGGAGAAAACAUGGUUGAGAGAGUUGUGAGCCCUGAAAAGCAUUCCAUGACAUGCAAUGAAGCUGAUUCAUACAAAAGAGAAACGUCUCCUUACAUAGGAUCUUUUCAUGUGACCAGUAAGCAUACUCAACAAAAAGAAACAGCUUUGCUGAGGAAUGUAACACUGACUGAGGCAGCAGCUGCUCAUAUUUCCAAGCCAGGGGAGAAAAUCCUGUUAGAUAAAGUUGAAGUUAUAACUGGAGAAGAAGAAGAACACAAUGUAUUACAGAUUAACUGCAAGCUCUUCCUAUUUAAUAAACUUUCUUCAGUUUGGAUUGAGAAAGGCAGAGGAUACCUGAGGCUUAAUGACACUUCCAGCAAUGAAUGUGGAAUGUUGCAAUCGAGGCUGAUUAUGCGAAAUCAAGGCAGCUUGAGACUGAUUCUCAACACCAGACUCUGGGGUCAAAUGGUGAUAAAAAGAGCAAACAGUAAAAGCCUGUGUUUCACUGCAACAGAUCAAGAGGACCACUCCAUUCAAGUAUUUCUAAUUCAGGCAAGAUCAAAAGAUGCUGGAUAUCUGUAUGCAGCAAUACAUCACCGCCUUGUGGCACUGAGAAGCUGUUCUGAGCAAGAAUCAGAUGCUAAUCAAAUAGACACAGAGUCAGAAACAGCUUUUCAGCUAUUAAACUGUGACAGUGAUGAAGAUGAUGAAAAAAUAACUCAAGUGAGCAACAGUGGAUCUGAUCAUUCUAGAUGGACCCGCAGGCAGCCUGUAGUCUGCUCAUGACAUUUACCACAGUUUACAACUGAUUGCUGAGGACUCAUCUUCUCAGAAUGCCAGAGAUGCAUCAGGAGCUGGAAGAAGGAAAUCAGAACAAUUUUGCUUUAUGACUUUUAAGCAAAGUUUAAUUUUAUAAACAGUUUACGUUCAGUGCAUUGGGAAGGAACACAAGAUGCAGUCUGAAGGUUCCAGUCAGCCUGCUUUGCACAGAGAUGAGAAUAACAUUAUGGCUCCUAGUGUUCAAGAACUGUUAAAGUAGCUUCAGAUUUUAAAAUUAAAUAUACUUAGAUGCAUUAUUAAUUUAAGGACCUUUAUAGGGAAUCUAUGUUUAUUCAUCAUCUUGAUGGGGAAGAAAACAAAACAAAACAAAACACCAAAAAGAACACACAUAACCAUUAAAUAAUAGCACACCUGAAAAUAUAUUUUAUAUUUUUUUUGUCUGUUAUUUAAAAGAUACAUUUUGAAGACUUAAAAUUGGGCUUCCCUGAAAACACUUAUUUAAAGUUGCCUGGUAGUACUCAGCAUCCUGUCAGUAAGUACACACAAGCAGAAUGGUCAGUAGCAGUUCAACAUGACAAAGGCCAACCGAAAUCAAAUGCUUUUUGUUGCUGUUGUUUUUGAUAUGUGGAGCAGUCACUGCCAAGACUUGCUAAAGGGCAAAGAACUGAGUUCUGCUCUUACUCCAUGAGACCACAACAUGAAGAGCUGUAAGAAGUUCUAGGGGACUUCUGAGCAUUACAAUCUAAAAGUGAAUCCGUUUGCACUUACGAACUUCUUUUUGCUUGCACAGGUCUAGCACUUGCACUCUUAACUGUCCAUUUUAUAUAUAAAAAUAAAUGCAUGGACAUUAUAACUGGAGAUCUGCAUAAAAUUUAUCUUAUAUUUGUGAGAUUGUCUAAGAUUAUUUCUGCUUUCUUAUUAGCCACAGUUAUCCCUAAACAGCAUGAGAUUCAUACAUUAGUCAGAUACGUGCUAUAACCCAAACGAUGCCAUCAACUCUGAAAAAGUGAUUCCACAAACUAGCCCACUACCUUGCCAUUCUCAUGGCAAACUGGAAGGUCAGUUCUACAAAUGCCACAUGUGAAUUAAGACUUUCCAGCUACUUUACAAGCCUAUGCACAGUACAGGCACCAUUUAAUGCUCCGUGCUUUCUAUUCUGUUAAUGGGUACAAAAGUGUAUUUCUGUAGUCAUUCUGCUGCAGACUUCUCUUGCCUGUUAUAUCGUUGGUUACAAACUAUUAAUUCCCAGUCGUCCUCAGAGCUGGGGGGGAAAAAAGUGCUCUGAAGUAUCUUAAGUCCUUCUAAUUUAAAAAGUUGUCAGUGUUUAUCAGCCUUAAAAGCUGCAUCACAACUGAAGAGUCAAGUUACAGUUUAGUCUUCCCAUCUGAACAUAAGUAUGAAGUUGGAAGAAUUCCAGCUUCUUCCCAAAUUAUCAAGAUUAGAGUUCAGGUGAAGCUGAACUACCAUCUAGAUUACAUUGAAUCUUACACAGCCUGCCAAAAUUAGCACUUCUCUGACUUAUGGAUGAGAGCAAGUUUAAAUGGGAAUGGAUUUUUGCCUUCACCAUAAAGCACCUGUCUCAAACAGGGAAGCACUGGAACUCUUUUUCACCCUUCAGUUUGCUGAUAACAAAAAUGUUCUUGCUGGAGCAGCUGUACAGUGUGUCCUUCUGUGGCAGCCUUGCUCCUAAGCACAACAGCAUUUCCAUUACUGAUCUUCAUAUUUCAUUGCUGUAACUCAUACUCAGGAACAAAGCUUCAUGUUACAAAAACUUCAGCAGUUGUAAAAAAAAAAAUCCAGCAAUCUUAUGUAUUUAGCAACAGGUCAUGGGGAGAACUUUGCCCUGGAGCUCAACUGGUUAUGCACUGAAUGUAGAGUUUGAUUUCAAAGUCUGCCCCAGCAAUCAAAGCCUUCCAUGAAACUGAAUUUAAGCUCCCGAGUGUCAUCAUUUCCCACAGCUUCUAAGUUGUACUACAGCAUACGCAACAGAAUUUUUGCAAAGGACUUCACAACUUUCUAAUAUCCUUCUACAGUGAAAGCACCAAAGCUUAUGAUCAUUCAUGAGUAAAAAAAGCCUUUCUUCCGAGCUGCCUUUUCCCAAGACUGUCAUAUACAUACACACACCAGUAUACACACAUAUGCUCAAACAUACACACGCUGAAAAAUGAAGCUACACAUCCUACAAGCUGUGGAGGAAAAGAGAUGUCUGAAUACUCUGAGGAGUGUGGAUAGUGUGGUAACAGAACACAUAGAAAUACAAAUAUGUGCAGACAUAUUUGAGGUAUGAAGUUUUACUCUUGAGAUCCCAAUAAAUCCAUUAUUUAUUUCAUUUAGUCUCAUUGCACUAAGUUUUGUUGUUUCUCGAGACUGAAGGUAUGCUGGUUUGUAAUACAUUCACUUGGUCUUGAAAAUGUAACAUUUGUCACUUUAUGAAAGCAGGAACAACCAUUUCUAUGUCCAAACAAUAAACAAUUUUCUUACAGCUUUUA
Molecule: messenger RNA, 4294 nt
Organism: Coturnix japonica (Japanese quail)
Lineage: Eukaryota; Metazoa; Chordata; Aves; Galliformes; Phasianidae
Gene: RANBP3L
Product: RAN binding protein 3 like
Biological process (GO): protein export from nucleus
Source: RefSeq, a predicted model, not a curated record